CUACGCCAUUCCUUCUUCAACCGGCUACCCCCACCCAAUUUUACAUUUCUCUCCCCACUCUUACCAUUCCCUAGGUAAGUGCCAAAGGGGUAAAAUGGGGAUAUCGCCGGAGACCAUGGAGGCAGGAGCAUAGUUUCUCGUCAAAACUCGUGAACCACACCAACCACGCCGGGUAAUAACAGGUCCACCAACUGAGCCGGUGACGGAGUUUGCUAAUCUCCUCCAAUCAACUUCUUCCACGUCAACUUUCCGUCCUCUGUUCUCCGCCACGUGUCGACGGUCACCGUCAACUCACCCAUUUCCAAAAAACAAAAAAUACCGAACAUAGCACGAAAAGGCAUCGAUAUAUUCAUUCAUUCAUUCUCGCCGGCCAGAAAUUCAAAAUAAAAAUAAAAAUAAUCUAAAUAAAAUGAAAACCCUAACCUCCUUGUGUUUCUCUCUCUAACUUCCUCUCUUUCUCUCUCUAAGAAUUUCCACCGUAGAUCGCCGGCGACAUGGAGGUUAUCAACGACGACGACGAGAUCGAGUUCCGCCGAUCACCGGCGAGCGGAUCUCCGCCGUCGUCUAACGGUCGGAUCACGGUGACGGUUGCGGCGCCGGCUCCUCAGGCGCAUCCGCAUCCGGCGCCGAACACCUUGGCAUUAGCGCUUCCGGUUCAGCAGCCGGUGAAGGGGAGCAACGGCGGUGGAGGGAGUGCAGGCGGAGGAGGAGGAGGAGGGAGGGAGGAUUGCUGGAGCGAAGGCGCGACGGCGGUGCUGAUCGAGGCUUGGGGUGAGAGGUAUUUGGAGCUCAGCCGGGGGAAUCUGAAGCAGAAGCACUGGAAGGAGGUGGCGGAGAUCGUGAGCGGGAGAGAGGAUUACUUGAAGACGCCGAAGACUGAUAUUCAGUGCAAGAACCGGAUCGAUACGGUGAAGAAGAAGUACAAAUCGGAGAAGGCGAAGAUCUCCGCCGCAGGCGGCGGAACAACCAGCAAAUGGCCGUUUUAUGAUCGAUUGGACCAGCUGAUUGGCCCAACCGCCAAGAUCCCCGCCGGGAACAGUAAUUCGCAGCAGCAGAAAUUGCCGUUAGGGAUCCCGGUCGGAGUUCGCAGCGGUGGUGGUGCUUCGAGUCAGUAUAAUUCUCAAAAGCAGCAUCAGCAGCAGCAGGAGCAGGAGGAGGAUGUUGAGUUGAAGAACCAGAAGAUGCAGUACCGGCGUCGUCCUCCUCCGGUGGAUUCCGAUUCGUCGGAGAGGGAAGUGGUGUCGCCGGUUUCAAGCGACAGUUAUCCGCCGGGAAGGUACGAGAGGAAGAGGGCGAGGGUGAUGAAUUCAAGGGGAGGAAGGAAGGGGAAGGGUUGGGGGAGUGCGGUGAGGGAAUUGACUCAGGCGAUUCUCAAGUUUGGGGAUGCUUAUGAGCAGGCGGAGACGUCGAAGCUGCAGCAGGUGGUGGAGAUGGAGAAGCAGAGGAUGAAGUUUGCCAAGGACUUGGAGUUGCAGAGAAUGCAGUUUUUCAUGAAGACUCAGAUGGAGAUUUCGCAGCUCAAGCUUGCGAGGAAAGAAGGCGGCAACCCGAGCAACCACCACAGCAACAACAAUGACAGCAACAACCAUAGCAACAAUAGUGACACUGAGUGAGUGAUAACUAGGUGAAGUUAGAUUCCAAUUCCAGUGUAUGUGUUUAGUUAUGGAUUCACCAUCCCUUAAUUGUUACAGUUAACUUAGUUGAAUUGCUGCUAAAUAAGCGAAAAAAAAUGCAGAAGAGAAGUGUAUGUGCUGAAUAAUUUAAUGCCAUUGCAGCAGAUGUACCACUUGUCAUGUAAUGUGUAACACCAUUCUAAGUUAUCAGUAUCAGGGAUCAUAUCAUCAUGGUUGAUAGCUCUACUUAGAUACAUUGUACAUAUUGGAUAUGCAACCUGAUGGAUAGCAAUUUAGCACAUCUUGAAUUUCCUGCGAUAACUUGGAGAAGUUCUAUUUCUGACC
Molecule: messenger RNA, 1958 nt
Organism: Lotus japonicus
Lineage: Eukaryota; Viridiplantae; Streptophyta; Magnoliopsida; Fabales; Fabaceae
Product: trihelix transcription factor ASIL2
Exons: 1
Coding region: 495-1613 (372 amino acids)
Cellular component (GO): nucleus
Molecular function (GO): transcription cis-regulatory region binding
Source: RefSeq, a predicted model, not a curated record